AUGGACGCUGCCUCGGAUGCACCACCGCAACCCGGGAGCUUGCAGCCCGGUUCAGGGUUGACCCCAAGCUCCCCAUUUCUAGACGAAUUCCUCAAGCUUAAGCGGCCAGACGACCAACCAGAUGCCGCAGCCCGCAGGAAAGCUGUGGCGUCUCUCGUCGAUGCCCUGACACCGUGGGAACGUUGGCAUCUCCGCACACGGAUGAACGCGCUGUCCAUCGGCCUAGCCCGCCUCCCCGACCUCCCCGCCGAAGUCAUCGCCAUGAUCGGCUCGCAUCUCCACUUCAGCGACAUGGCGUCGUGCCGCGCCGUCUCCAAGGCGUGGAGCUGCGCCUGGACACAGGACGAAGUCGCCAGAGACCUUCUGCGCCAUUUCUACCCCGGUCUGCUGGAGACGGCCUCGGCUGCCGUGCCGCGGCGCCCCGCGUUGCGAGUCUUCGACGAGGCCACUCGCAGGAGUCGCCGCCGUCAAGCCUGCCGCUUCACUGCGUGUCUGGCGGAGAACACGGCGGAGCUGUUGCGGUUUGAAGUGACGGAAGGCCCGCCGGCGCUGUCGCCAGAUCCAGCCGUCCACCCGGGACGGGAGUUUCCGGUCAUGCAUCCCCCAGCACAAGAUGUGAACGAAUUUGGCUUCUCUGGGCGUCCCAGGGAAUGGCCUAACCAGUAUUGCCACGGGCGAUACCUGUGGCAGCUGGACGACUGCUGCUUCUACCUCGACAACUUUGACACGGGGUACCGGCGGCUUGUGUCCUGGACGGAAGGGCGUCUGCGAGGCAUUGCAAUGUGCAACAUUGCAUUGACCUCCCAUCUCAUCGUUUUGACAAACGAACGGAGAAACUUACUGUAA
Molecule: messenger RNA, 846 nt
Organism: Verticillium nonalfalfae
Lineage: Eukaryota; Fungi; Ascomycota; Sordariomycetes; Glomerellales; Plectosphaerellaceae
Exons: 1
Coding region: 1-846 (281 amino acids)
Molecular function (GO): protein binding
Source: RefSeq, a predicted model, not a curated record